AUGUCGGCUCUCAGCAGUGAAUCAGAGGACGGCAGCAGCUGUGACGGUGCAGACGAAAGAUAUCUGCCAUGUUGUGCUUCAGCUAAAUUAACUAUUGUGGUGGGAGGCACUCACUUCUCUGAGGAGAAGUCGUUUCUUGUUCAGAGCUGCGACUAUUUCCAAGCUCUUUAUCGCUCUGGGAUGAGGGAGUGUCGGCAGGAAGAAAUCCACCUCAAAUAUCUGCGUGCUCGAGGCUUCCUUAUCGCCUUGGCGGUCUUACGUGGUGAGAUGCCUGACCUGGACGGUGAUGACAUCGUUGAAGCCAUCGAAUGCGCUGCUUUCUUGCAGGUGGCUCCGCUCACUAAGCAUCUCAUCAACCUCACUGAUUCUGAAAACUGUCUGCUGAUGUAUCACACCGCUGCAACCUUCGGCCUCAUGGACCUUUACCACGCUGCUGCGCUGUUCAUCCGAAACAUGUACACUGACCUGGAGGCAGAGGUUAAGAAGUCUUUACCAUCAGAGCUGAUCUCCUACGUGGAGUCUUUGACCCCUAGUGUUUUUGUCGCUGUUGGGGCUCAUGUGACCUGUGGUAGUGAAGAAACUGUGCACGCUGCUUCCAGGACAGUGUGCUACCUGGAUGAAACUAGCAAUAAUUGGAAAGUGUUGACAGAUCUUCCGCUGGAGGCCAGCACCUCAAUGGCUGGGGUGACCGUUUUACACAACAAGCUUUACGUUGUCGGAGGAGUUCACGGACUUCACAAACAAGUCGUCAAUUCUUCUUUCUGCUACAGUGUCGAAAACAACAGCUGGAGCCGGAUCUCCAGUCCGGCGCAGCUGCGAUAUAACCUCAGUCUCGUGGGCGUGGACGAUCGUCUUUACGCCAUUGGAGGAGAGUAUGAGCGAAUGGUGAUGUCUUCUGUGGAGACAUACGACAUUAAAACAGGAAGAUGGGGGUUUGCUGCUCACUUGCCUCGACCAGCUGCAGGAGCAGCCUGCACCAAAGCCAUGAGCAGGAUAUUUGUGUGUUUAUGGAAGCCGAUGGAGACCACAGAGAUUUACGAGUACCUCUCAGGGAAAGAUGAGUGGCAGCUGGUUACCACGCUGAUCAGGCAACAGAGCUAUGGACACUGCAUGGUCGGCCACAGGGACAACCUGUACGUCAUGAGAAAUGGGCCGUCGGACGACUUCCUGAGAUGCUUAAUGGACUGUUAUAAUCUGAGCUCAGGCCAGUGGUCGUCUCUGCCCGGGCACUUCGCCAAUAGCAAAGGUUCACUGUUCACGGCGGUGGUGAGGGGCGACUCUGUGCUCACGCUCAACAGGAGCAUGACUCUGGAGUUCAUCAUUGACAGUAAGAACUGGAAACCCCGGCGACAGAUGAAGGGUUUCCCCAGAAGUGGAUCUGUGUGGACGUUUCUUCUCCGGCUGCCAGAUGCUCUCACGCUGCAGUAA
Molecule: messenger RNA, 1428 nt
Organism: Plectropomus leopardus (leopard coralgrouper)
Lineage: Eukaryota; Metazoa; Chordata; Actinopteri; Perciformes; Serranidae
Gene: kbtbd13b
Product: kelch repeat and BTB domain containing 13b
Molecular function (GO): protein binding
Source: RefSeq, a predicted model, not a curated record